Drosophila serrata is the source of this 5541-nucleotide messenger RNA. RefSeq lists its product as uncharacterized. Lineage: Eukaryota; Metazoa; Arthropoda; Insecta; Diptera; Drosophilidae. The record is from RefSeq and is a predicted model, not a curated record.
CCCGGCUGUAUAAAGUGAAUAUAUACAACCAGAUCUUAAGUGGAACAAAAAAACAACACACAAAGGCCAAGCGCGAAAAUAGCCAGAAAAUUGCUGGAAGUCUUUUGGUUCACACCAACAAAAAAAUAAUAAAAAAGAUACAUAUAAACCCAAGAAAACUUGGAAACGCGACAACACCGGCAGCAAACACCCAGAACAACAAUUAUAGAUACAACUGGAGCAACAAUAACAAAAACAAUAACAACAACAGUAAAAAUACAACAACAAAAUCAACAACAAUAACAACAAACAACAACAACAACUGCAAGUGUCGUCGUCGCAGGUUUCUUAUGCGCAAAAACCAUUCUGUGAUAUCUCAAGACCCAAAGAUGGCAUCCUUAACCUUGCACUGGAUAGUUAUAGCUCUGCUGGCGGUGACGUCGCUGACGACGGCAGCGACACCUGCACCCACAACUGCAGCAACAGCAGCAACAGCAACAGCGACUGCAACACGGCAGCGUGGCGGCAGAGGACAAGGACAGUUACAACUACAGUUACAGUUACAGGGACCCGGUCAGGGGCAGUUACUGGCUGGAGUUGGAGGAGGCGUGGCAUCCACAACAAGCACUGAGGCGCCAACGCUGCGAGCGCCACGCCAGCGUCGACCGCCAACGACGCAGUCGAUUGACAUAACAGUAAGCACUGGUCGCAGUCGCAGUCGCGGUUCCGCUCGCAGCGGCAGCAUCAGCAGCAGCAGCACAACGCCGCUUCCGGUGACUACCGUUAGGCAAUGGCAGCGGCGACGCAGCAGCACCACAGCAAAAACACCAACAACCACAGCAGCAGAAGCGGCUGCUGCUCCUGGUCGCUCUUCCAGGGAUCGUGGAAGUGUGCGAGGUCAGCGCCAAACGCGGGAUACUCCGCUCCUGGACAGCGCUGCAAGUGCCAGCAGCAGCAGCAGCAACAGCAUUCGUCGCAGCUGGCCGGCACCGCCGCCAUACAGCAGCUACAGUUCCAGCGACAGUUCCAGUUUUAAUUCCAGUGUUCCUGCGGAUAAUAACAGUGCCAGUGUCAGUUCCAGUCCCAGCUCCAGUCCCAAUUCCAGCUCCAGCUCCACUCGUGGCGCACUGAAAACGCCGCGCAUGAUCCAGAGACUGGUGGCUGGCCACAUCCACAAUGCCCAGGGACACUCCACUUACGAAGUGUCGGCGGUGAGCGCCAACAGCUCCUCCUCCAGCUUUGUACCCACUUCGACGAGCAGGGUCACAGCCACGCCCACAGAAACAACCACAACUAGGACGACAACGACAACCACAGCGAAGGUGGCCACAUCUCUGAGAGGCAAGGCAAGCAGCAGUUACAGACUGGCCAAGCCCUCGGUCAGGCCGAGAUUGACCACACCAGCAGCCGUCACAAGAUUCAGCAAUCCGCCAAGCACCUCCAGAUCCACAACACCACUGCCUCCUCCAGCGUCUCCUCCUUCGAGAACUAAAAGCCACCUGAGCCUUAGGGAGCAGGACGAUGACGACGACGAGGCUCUGCUUAACGAACCCGAUGACUUCGACAACUGGGACAAUGGCAUCCUGCGGCUGAGUGCCGGCUCUGGCAAGGAAGCGGAGGCUCCGGCCAAGAAGCCAUCCAAGGACGAGGCCAAGAAAACCCUGGCCGACCAGGUGAGGGAUGGCAAGUACGGUCUGAUUGAGAAGGAGCUAUUCCGGCGUGUGCCCAAGCGACCAGGAGUGCUGAGCUAUGCCCGGAAUUCGGAGGUUCCGCUGGACAACGAGCGGAACUACGGUGGACUAAAUGAAGAGGACAUCUGGCUGGCCGAGGAUCAUCUGCUAGUGAUCAAGGGUGGAGCUCUGAACGAGGAAGUGGAGGAUAACCAGCAGGGACCCUGGCCGGCCAUCGAUGACUACGAUGCUCCAGGGCGGCAAAUCAAGUUGCCCGAUAAUCCUGCAGUGCCGCCUCCAUUUCCCGUGCAGCUCGAUCCGCACGGGCCGCUGCAGCUUAUCCGAGAUAAUCAACUCGAGAUCCUCCGUCCGGCGCCUGGCAAUGCAACGCUAUCCGCUGAGGCCGUCCACCACCAGGGCUACGCGGGCUCCGCCGCCGAAAAUCUCGCAUCGCAUCCUGCUGCCCGGACGGGAACGCAAUCUUCGGCUGCAGCACCUGAGCAAGCUCGUCCGAAAACCCCGGCCUACGUCUAUCCGGCGCCCUAUGCCCCCUGGCUGCUCUACCCCAACGAUACGGGGCCGACCCGGGGUCUGCUAAGGACACCGCCGCUCCUGGGUCCCUGGCUGAUCAACGGGCUGAAUGGUAAUGGAUCCCUCACGGGAGAUUCCCCAGGAAUACCUGGAAAUGUGAGUGACUUCGACGAAGAUGAUCCCUCCCUAUACUAUCCGCCGGCAUAUAGUUUUGUGUACAAGAGCAACUAUUCGAACCCAGUGCCACCGGGACCUUUGGUGCCGGGAAUAGUGCUGCCACCGCCACCAGAUCACUUUAGUCGACUGGAGACCACCAGGCGACCACCAACCACAGGCAGUACCACCUUGACUAGCAGCAGCACCACGACUACCACCAGCACCACCACGACAACCACACCCAGACCUCCGGUACCAUUGCCCACCAUCAGGACUUCCUACAAACCCAAGUACAAUGCCAUCACCUACCUGCCACCAGCGCCCAGACAGAGUCCACCUCCACCCAGCUAUGUGGAGCGAGUGCCAGUGCCAGUGGCUGUGCCCAUACCCAUCUAUCCGGUCAACUACACACCACGGCCGCAGCUUGUGUUCGUGCCCAGCUCUACGGAGAGUACGCUCCAGGACACACCGCUAGAUCCUCCGCUCUCCAAAUCGAAUCCCAUAUACUACGAGUACUUUGAGGCCAAGCGGCAGCCGGGCUCAAUCAAGUCCAAUGUCAUUGACGACUUCCUGGCCACCAAGCCACCCAAGCGGCACCAUCACCACCAUCAGCGGGAGCAUCUGCAGCACUACAAGGCCUCUCCAAGUCCCUCCAAUGAUGUAUCCGAUGUGGUCAAUAUUACGCCCAAGCCAAGGACUGCCCAGUUGCAGCUGCACGCAGAGUACGAGGCCUCACUGGGGCAGCUAUUAAGGAGCAAUCUUGUCUCGCCGCCAGCUGGAGGUGGUUCAGGUAGAUUCCAGGCACCCGACUUUGAUAAGCAACCCUUCCUGCCCAUGGUAAACUACAGCGCGGAUGAGCAGGAUCAGAAUGCCUUCAAGGCCAUUGUCUACCAGCCACCUGGCCAGAGGCAACGCCAUCUAAGGGUGGGCAAGCAGCAGCUACAGCUGGAGCCUAGCCUCGAAGCCUCUCCGCCGGAUUCCUAUCUGCCGGGACGCCACUUCCGAGUGGGAAAGCAACAGCAACAUCUGCAGCAGCAGCAACACCAACAGCAGCAGCAACAGCAGAUCUUUGAGCCGCAGAUCUACAGCACGCCUGGGCCACAAUUUGCGGAGGAUCCCCAACUCCGACCACCGGCUCCGGUCCAGGGGAAUCCCCUGCAGUUCUGGCAACGACCGGCGCCACAGUUUAAGCGCGUGCGUCCCAGCAGCAAACAAGGACAUCCACAUGGGCAUCCCCAUCCGCUGUCCCAUCAAUAUCCGCAGUACUAUGCUCAUGGCUAUCCUAGUGCUCCGUCAGCGGAGCCUCUGUACCGCUUGGUGCCCGUGGCCCAGCACAAGCACUGGCGAAGUGGCAAACCGCAUCAGGUGCAGUCGCAGCCCAUCCAGGUGCAGCCCCAGAAUCAAGGAUACCCCGAUCGGAGCGUUAACUAUGGCCAUAGCUUGGCCAGCGAUAUCCUGGUCAACUAUAACACGAACAAUCAGUUCAAUCCGCAGGCGGAGCUAGUGCCUCAGGCCCAGUUGGCGGCACCACCACCUCCAUUGUCAUACCAGGCCCAGAGUGGCCAGCCUUUGUGGUCGGAAAGGGAGCGGGAACGAGAUCGAGACAGGGAUCGUCCAGUGCGGCAUUCCAGGGAGCAGCAUCAGUAGAUGGUACCUAUCAUAAAUCGUUUCCAAGAGUAGGGUAAUAUUAACCCAGGAGAGAUAGGAUAUAAUCCCCAAAAAGUAUGCUUUAAAUCAGUGGUUCGCAACGUAACACUUCAUUUCCAUAACAUUACUCCAAUCAAUUCUUUAAACCAAUACUUAAAAACUUAAGACAUUACAGAAAGAAAACAAUAACUGACAUUAUAUGUAACACCACUCGAACCACUGAUUUUAAAUUAACAAUUUUCGUUUCAAAAGAAAGGUCAGAACCAAGAAUACUUUCACAUUUUUACUCAAAAAAAUAACCUUAGGUUACAAAUUCGCCCUACAACUUGUCAUUUUGUUGGUAUUUUGUACACACAAUCGACCCAAUAGAAUUUUAAAUAUAAAAACAAUAAUCGUAAUCACGACCAUCAUCAUGAUAAUGAUGGUUUCUAUGUCAUUGAUACACUAAGUAUCAACAUGUGAUUUAUAGGGCCAAUCCGCUAUCGAUGCAAAAAGGAAAUCCAUUAACUUAUCGCCAAAUAAUGGUUCCCCAUUGAUAAGGUCUCGUAUAUUGUGGUCUGGAUAUAAUCGAAAUAUAAAUAUAAUAUCCAUAUUAUAUUUAAUAAUUUGUAUCCCCUUUGCAUAUAUUCAAGUUUUCCUUUUUUUUUUGACUUGUUCUAUUUCCAGUAUUUAAUUAGUUAGUUUACCUUUUUUAUUUUCGCUUCUUAACUUGGAGUUUUAUUCUGCUCCUGAGAUCAAAAUCUAUGAUUUUAUAGAUACCUAUCUUGUUUCAUAUCCUAGUUUAUUUCGAGUUUUAUUUCUAACAAAUAAAAAUAGUUACAUACAUUACGUAUAGCUGGUCAUAUAGGAUAAACCCCGAUUUGGUCCUGUUUGCCUAACCUCUCUUUUGCUAUUGAUAGCGGACAUCGAUAACACGAUAUUGAUCAUGACAAUUGAUAGCGGGAUAUCGCCUAUUGCUGACUUUAUAGCAACACACAAACACACAUAUUUAUACCAUAAAUAAAUACGUACAUAAAAUAUAUAUAUUCUCAAACCUAUGUAAAUAAAAUCAAGUGUACGCCAGAUAAUUCAGAUGUACGUAGUUAUUCAAGCGACACAGCGCACACACUUAGUCUUAGGGGCAGUAAAAUAUAUAUAUUUACAUAUCAAUAUCUAUAGAAUAUAACUUGAUUAUCCUUUGUGUAGCCGUAGCCGUCUAUUUUAUCCUGCACAUACAAUGUAUUAUUUUUUUCUAUUUAUUGUAAUUCCUUUUUGAAUGUUUUCCAAAAUCAUUGCAAAACUUUGUAUAAAAGCCAUAACAACUAAGGUCACUAUAAGUUAAAAUACCAAUAUGCAAAUAAUUAAAAAGAAACUAUGCAUGUACAUUUUACAUAUAAAAAUAAUAUGCUAUAUUUAAUCGGAUUAAUUGUAUUCUUUUUUUUUUGUAAUUGUAAACAUAAAGAAAAUUAAUGUUUUAGAAGCAAAUUCUAAUUCUAUAAAUAAGGUAAUGAAGCGAAAUGUAAAAAUAUGUAAUAUGGUGGGACCAAUAAUACCAAUAUAUUCGAGUUUUGCAUGUGGG